UCUCAUUUCUCCUUUUUUGACUUUGAUUGCAACAACUUUUCUUUUUUCUUCUCACUCUUCACCUUUCUUCUCUCUCACCCUUUACUUCACAUGCUUAGCUAAGCCCGAAUUUUUCUUCCCAAACCCUAAAUUCCAUGUUUGAGCACUACCCAUUUUAGCUGAAUUUCAUAAUCAUGCUGUUUCUGUCUCAAUCCGCUGCAGUAAAAGAGUGGAAUCAGUUCCGGGUUUGAUGCAUGCGGUGUAGCUAAUAGGAGGACGCCAUGGAAGGGGACGAGCAUAAGGUGGUAUUAGCGUGUGUGAUAUCAGGGUCGCUCUUCUCGGUGCUUGGCUCCGCCUCGUUUUUCAUACUAUGGGCUGUGAACUGGCGCCCAUGGCGGAUUUAUAGUUGGAUAUUCGCUAGAAAGUGGCCAAAUAUCUUGCAAGGACCUCAGCUAGAUCUGUUAUGUGGUUUUCUCUCUUUAUCUGCAUGGAUACUAGUUAUUUCUCCCAUCGUGGUGCUGAUCAUAUGGGGCUGCUGGUUGAUUGUAAUAUUGGGUCGAGAUAUAAUUGGUCUAGCUGUAUUAAUGGCUGGCACCGCUCUUCUAUUGGCAUUUUAUUCAAUUAUGCUCUGGUGGAGAACACAAUGGCAAAGCUCAAGGGCAGUUGCUAUUCUUCUUCUUUUGGCGGUUGCUCUUCUCUGUGCAUACGAACUUUGUGCUGUAUAUGUUACAGCUGGUUCUAGUGCAUCUGAGCGUUAUUCACCCUCUGGUUUCUUUUUUGGUAUAUCAGCAAUUGCCUUAGCGAUCAACAUGCUCUUCAUUUGUCGGAUGGUCUUUAAUGGAAAUGGAUUAGAUGUGGAUGAAUAUGUGCGGAGGGCAUACAAGUUUGCAUAUUCUGAUUGUAUAGAAGUGGGUCCCUUGGCUUCUUUACCCGAACCACCUGAUCCUAAUGAAUUGUAUCCUCGCCAAUCUAUCAGGGCUUCACAUCUUGGGCUUCUUUAUGUUGGUUCAGUUGUAGUACUUGUAGCCUACUCUAUUUUAUAUGGCCUUACUGCUAAGGAAUCACGAUGGCUUGGUGCCAUUACUUCUGCUGCUGUUAUCAUUCUUGAUUGGAAUAUAGGGGCAUGCUUGUACGGGUUCCGGCUGUUAAGAAGUGGUGUUUUAGCACUUUUUGUGGCUGGCAUGUCUCGUGUUUUCCUCAUUUGCUUUGGAGUUCAUUACUGGUAUCUGGGACAUUGUAUUAGUUAUGCAGUUGUAGCUUCUGUGCUAUUGGGUGCUGCUGUGAUGCGUCAUCUCUCAGCGACAGAUCCAUUUGCUGCUAGGAGGGAUGCCUUACAGAGCACUGUGAUUCGGUUGAGAGAGGGUUUCCGCAGGAAAGAACCAAAUAGUUCAUCAAGCUCGUCAGAUGGUUGUGGUUCAAGUAUGAAACGCAGUAGUAGUGUUGAAGCUGGUCACCUUGGUAAUGGUGUUGAAACUACUAACAAGAGUGGGGCAGCAGUUCAAUGUACUGUUGAUGCUAAUAUUUGGAAUGGUGUCUUAUGUCGAACUGGUAGUUCCCAAGAGGGGAUUAGCAGUGAUAAGAGCAUGGAUAGUGGUCGGCCAAGUUUAGCUUUGCGAAGUAGUUCUUGUCGUUCUAUCAUCCAAGAGUCUGAUGUGGCAACAUCUUUCAUGGAUAAAAAUUUUGAUCAUCAUAGUUCCUUGGUGGUUUGUUCUAGUAGUGGGCUUGAUAGCCAAGGUUGUGAAUCUAGCACGUCAACUUCUGCAAACCAACAAACACUGGAUUUGAAUUUGGCUCUGGCAUUGCAGGAAAGGUUGAGUGAUCCAAGGAUUACAUCUAUGUUGAAGAGAAGCUCUAGACAAGGGGAUCGUGAAUUGGCUAGUUUAUUGCAAAAUAAAGGUUUGGAUCCUAAUUUUGCAAUGAUGUUGAAGGAAAAGAGCUUAGAUCCAACUAUCCUAGCAUUACUUCAAAGGAGUAGUUUAGAUGCGGACAGAGAGCAUCAAGAUAAUACUGAUAUUACCAUCAUUGAUUCAAACAGUGUUGACAACAUGUUGCCCAAUCAAAUCUCUCUGUCUGAAGAACUGAGACUUCAUGGGCUUGAAAAGUGGCUUCAGUUCUCCAGACUUGUACUACACAAUGUAGCAGGGACCCCAGAACGGGCAUGGGUUAUCUUUAGUCUAGUCUUCAUAAUUGAAACAAUCAUUGUGGCCAUAUUCCGUCCAAAAACUAUUAACAUUAUAAAUGGAACACAUCAACAGUUUGAAUUCGGUUGUGCUGUGUUACUACUAUCUCCUGUUGUCUGUUCAAUCACUGCUUUCCUCCAGUCACUGCAAGCGGAAGAAAUGGCAAUGACCUCAAAACCUCAAAAGUAUGGGUUCAUAGCUUGGCUGCUCAGCACUUCUGUGGGGCUUUUACUUUCUUUCUUGAGCAAGUCAUCGGUUCUUUUAGGGCUGUCCUUAACAGUUCCGCUCAUGGUAGCUUGUCUUUCUCUUGCCAUUCCUAUAUGGAUCAGAAAUGGGUACCAGUUUUGGAUUCCACGAGUACAAUGCAUGGGUUCUGGAGGAAACCAUCGAACUAUUGUAACAAAGGAGGGUAUUGUUCUUGUGAUUUGUAUGUCACUGUUUUCUGGAUCCGUGAUAGCGCUUGGUGCUAUUGUGUCUGCCAAGCCUCUUGAUGAUUUACGCUACAAGGGGUGGACUGGUGAUGACAAAAGCUUGUCAUCGCCUUAUGCUACAUCUGUGUAUCUUGGCUGGGCAAUAGCAUCUGUAAUUUCUUUAGUUGUCACUGGUGUGCUGCCAAUAGUUUCGUGGUUCUCGACGUACCGGUUUUCUUUCUCUUCUGCAGUUUGUGUUGCCAUAUUCACAGUUGUUCUUGUCAUGUUUUGUGGUGCAUCAUAUUUGGAGGUUGUGAAAUCAAGAGUUGAAGAGGUUCCUACAAAUGGAGAUUUCCUUGCUGCCUUGCUUCCGCUAGUGUGCAUUCCUGCUUUGCUCUCUCUCUGCUCUGGAUUAUAUAAAUGGAAAGAUGAUGGCUGGAGGCUUUCUCAAGGUGUAUAUGCAUUUCUUUUCAUUGGGCUCCUCCUGCUACUUGGUGCUAUAUCAGCUGUUAUAGUUGUAGUUAAACCCUGGACGAUUGGGGCAGCAUUUCUUUUGGUGCUUCUUAUGAUUGUGCUAGCAAUUGGCUCUGUCCACCAUUGGGCUUCAAACAAUUUCUAUUUGACGAGGACCCAAAUGUUUUUUGUUUGUUUCCUUGCUUUUAUUUUGGCUUUGGCAGCAUUUCUUGUUGGAUGGUUUGAAGGUAAACCAUUUGUGGGAGCUUCUGUUGGUUAUUUCUUAUUCUUAUUUCUUCUGGCGGGAAGAGCAUUAACUGUUCUUCUCUCACCUCCAAUUGUAGUCUAUUCUCCAAGAGUUCUUCCUGUAUAUGUUUAUGAUGCUCAUGCAGAUUGUGGGAAGAAUGUCAGUGCUGCAUUUCUUGUGCUUUAUGGGAUAGCGUUAGCAACUGAAGGCUGGGGUGUUGUUGCGAGUUUGAUUAUUUAUCCACCAUUUGCUGGAGCUGCUGUAUCUGCAAUUACUCUUGUUGUAUCCUUUGGUUUUGCUGUCUCUCGUCCAUGUUUAACUCUCAAGAUGAUGCAAGAUGCGGUUCACUUCCUCAGCAAGGAAACUGUUAUUCAAGCAAUUUCUCGGUCUGCCACCAAGACUCGAAAUGCUUUGUCUGGAACAUAUUCAGCUCCACAGAGAUCUGCUAGUUCUGCAGCUCUCCUCGUUGGUGAUCCUACUGUCAUGCGUGAUAGGGCAGGAAAUUUUGUGCUUCCAAGGGCAGAUGUUAUGAAACUAAGAGAUCGUUUGAGAAAUGAGGAGUUAGUUGCUGGAUCAUUCUUCUGUAGACUGAGAUAUAGGAGGGCAUUUUUUCAUGAGUCAACUAACGAUGUUGACCACAGAAGGCAAAUGUGUGCUCAUGCUCGUAUUUUGGCUUUGGAAGAAGCAAUUGAUACAGAAUGGGUAUACAUGUGGGACAAAUUUGGUGGCUAUUUACUUCUUUUGCUUGGUUUGACUGCUAAAGCUGAGCGAGUUCAAGAUGAGGUUCGGUUAAGACUUUUUCUUGAUAGCAUAGGCUUUUCAGACCUGAGUGCUAAGAAAAUAAAAAAGUGGAUGCCUGAGGACCAUAGGCAGUUUGAAAUCAUUCAGGAGAGUUAUAUAAGGGAAAAAGAAAUGGAAGAAGAAAUCUUAAUGCAAAGACGUGAGGAGGAGGGAAGAGGUAAAGAAAGAAGAAAGGCUUUACUGAAGAAAGAAGAGCGUAAGUGGAAGGAAAUUGAAGCUUCUCUCAUGUCCUCUAUUCCAAAUGCUGGUGGUCGAGAAGCUGCUGCCAUGGCUGCUGCAGUGCGUGCAGUUGGUGGUGAUUCUGUGCUUGAGGAUUCUUUUGCUCGAGAAAGGGUGUCAAGCAUUGCUCGCAGGAUUCGAGUAGCGCAGUUAGCUCGUCGUGCAGUUCAGACAGGAAUUCUUGGUGCUGUCUGUGUACUUGAUGAUGAGCCAACAGGAAGUGGCAAGCAUUGUGGUCAGAUUGAUGCUAGUUUAUGUCAAAGUCGAAAAAUCAGCGUUUCAAUUGCUGUGUUGAUUCAGCCAGAGUCAGGCCCUGUUUGUCUGUUAGGUACUGAGUAUCAGAAGAAGAUUUGCUGGGAAUUUCUGGUGGCUGGUUCUGAACAAGGCAUUGAAGCUGGUCAAGUUGGUCUCAGAUUGAUUACUAAAGGUGACAGACAAUCUACCGUAACAAAGGAGUGGAGCAUAAGUGCAACCAGUAUUGCUGAUGGAAGGUGGCAUAUUGUAACUAUGACCAUUGAUGCUGAUUUGGGAGAAGCAACUUGCUAUUUAGAUGGUGGGUUUGAUGGCUACCAAACUGGGUUGCCAUUAAAUGUGGGCGAUAACAUUUGGGAGCAAGGGACAGAAAUUUGGGUUGGUGUUAGGCCCCCCACAGACAUUGAUAUAUUUGGGAGAUCAGACAGUGAAGGAGCUGAGUCCAAGAUGCACAUAAUGGAUGUCUUUCUCUGGGGAAGGAGCUUAACAGAAGAUGAAAUUGCUGCCCUCCAUGCUGCUAUUAGCUCCACAGACUUUAAUAUGAUUGACUUCACCGAAGAUAAUUGGGAGUGGGCAGAUUCACCCUCUAGAGUUGAUGAGUGGGAUAGUGAUCCUGCAGAUGUUGAUCUGUAUGAUAGGGAUGAUGUGGAUUGGGAUGGGCAGUAUUCAAGUGGAAGGAAAAGAAGAUUGGAGCGUGAAGGAGUGGUAGUUGAUGUGGAUUCUUUCACAAGGAAAUUUAGGAGACCUCGAAUGGAAACGUGUCAGGAAAUUAACCAACGAAUGCUUUCUGUAGAAUUGGCUGUUAAAGAAGCCCUCUCUGCGAGGGGAGAAAUGCAUUUUACUGAUGAGGAGUUUCCUCCAAAUGAUGAGUCCUUGUACGUGGAUCCAAAGAAUCCACCUUCUAAACUGCAGGUUGUUUCUGAGUGGAUGAGGCCUGUUGAGUUAGUAAAAGAGGGCAGAAUAGAUUCUCAGCCUUGCUUAUUUUCUGAGGCUGCCAAUCCAUCUGAUGUUUGUCAGGGACGAUUGGGUGAUUGUUGGUUCUUAAGUGCUGUUGCUGUAUUAACAGAGGCUUCCAAAAUUUCUGAAGUGAUUAUUACUCCACAGUAUAAUGACGAGGGGAUCUAUACAGUUCGCUUCUGUAUUCAGAGUGAGUGGGUCCCUGUGGUCGUUGAUGAUUGGAUCCCAUGUGAAUCACCGGGGAAACCUGCAUUUGCUACUAGUAGGAAAGGUAAUGAGCUUUGGGUGUCCAUAUUGGAGAAGGCGUAUGCCAAAUUACAUGGGUCUUAUGAAGCAUUAGAGGGCGGUCUAGUUCAGGAUGCUCUUGUUGAUCUUACUGGAGGUGCUGGUGAGGAGAUCGACAUGAGGAGUGCCCAGGCCCAGAUUGAUCUAGCUAGUGGUAGGCUAUGGUCUCAAUUGUUGCGCUUUAAACAAGAGGGAUUUUUACUUGGUGCUGGCAGUCCAUCAGGAUCGGAUGUGCAUGUUUCCUCUAGUGGCAUUGUGCAAGGACAUGCCUAUUCAUUGCUACAGGUAAGAGAGGUUGAUGGGCACAAGCUUAUUCAAAUACGAAAUCCAUGGGCCAAUGAAGUUGAGUGGAAUGGUCCUUGGGCUGAUUCUUCCCCUGAAUGGACUGAUAGGAUGAAGCACAAGCUGAAGCACAUUCCACAGUCGAAAGAUGGAAUAUUCUGGAUGUCAUGGCAAGAUUUUCAGAUUCACUUUCGAUCGAUAUAUGUUUGUCGAAUCUAUCCUACAGAGAUGCGCUAUUCUGUCCAUGGCCAGUGGAGAGGUUAUAGUGCUGGUGGUUGUCAAGAUUAUGAUACAUGGCAUCAAAAUCCACAAUUUCGAUUGAGAGCUUCUGGGCCAGAUGCAUCAUAUCCUGUACAUGUUUUCAUCACCUUAACCCAGGGUGUAAGCUUCUCUAGGACUGCAGCUGGUUUCAGGAACUAUCAAUCAAGUCAUGAUUCAAUGAUGUUCUACAUUGGAAUGAGAAUACUGAAAACCCGUGGACGUCGAGCUGCUUACAAUAUUUACCUGCACGAAUCUGUUGGGGGCACAGACUAUGUCAAUUCCCGUGAAAUAUCAUGUGAGAUGGUUCUGGAACCCGAUCCAAAGGGUUACACAAUUGUGCCUACGACGAUACACCCAGGCGAAGAAGCACCAUUUGUUCUGUCUGUCUUCACAAAAGCAUCGAUAACCUUGGAUGUCUUAUAGCACAUGUGAUCACUCUCUUCAGCUGGUUUUAUCACGUGAGGUGAGAAUGCCUAUGUGCAUCACCGACAUAUCGAGUAGCUUGGGCUGGCGGCAGUCUGUUUUCUGCUUCUGGGGUUUCAUUGACCUUGACCUUAUUAAUCACUGCGAGAUCACCUGUUUGCAAUGUCAUACAAUCUCAGCCUCAAAGCAAUCACCCUUCUGGGUCAGCAAUUUGGUAGAUUUAUGCCGCCACAGUCGCAAAUCCGUUAUCAGCUAAAAGCACAAACACGGUAUAGUGAAUGAGCUGCGGUUUCGUUUUCUGAUUUUGUGGGACGAAGAUGCUGAAGAAAUGGUGCAAAAUUGACAUUCUGAGUAUCACGAGUACAUCAGGUACUUCUGUCAAUCUUGUAUGUAUAUAGGUAGAUUUUGUAUUUAACUAAUAUAAUGUAAAUUUCUUUCUAUUUUUUCCCUUUUUCGGAUGGAGGGGCGAAAAAGUAAUAGGAAACACAAAUUAGCAUUUAGCAGAGCUAAGUCAAUUUGGGGAAUAUAGAGAAAAGCAGUGCAGCUGGUAAUGCUAUGGCUUCCAGCUGCAGUUUUGAAAGCUUUAAUAGUCGGAACAUCAUCCAGUUCAACUGUACAAAAAUGCUUUAUUUUUUCAAUAUAAUCUUCGAUUUUUAUAUUCGAGUAUCGUAGAC
Momordica charantia (bitter melon) is the source of this 7423-nucleotide messenger RNA. RefSeq names its product calpain-type cysteine protease family (gene DEK1). Gene Ontology annotation, molecular function: calcium-dependent cysteine-type endopeptidase activity. Gene Ontology annotation, biological process: proteolysis. The record is from RefSeq and is a predicted model, not a curated record. NCBI's taxonomy places the organism in Eukaryota, Viridiplantae, Streptophyta, Magnoliopsida, Cucurbitales, Cucurbitaceae.